AUGGAGCCAGAACACCUGAAGAGGCUGCGUCAGGCCAACCAGGACCUUCUGCAAAGGCUCAGAAUGAAGCAGGGAGAGAUUCGAAGAAGACAUCCCGGCAAGCCGCUCUUUCCAGCGUCGCUUCCUAAUAGAACAGCUGCUGAAAGCUCCCUCCCCUUGCCCAAGAGAGGGAAGGAAAAUCAGGCUGAUGCUGUGAAGUCUACAGCUGACACUGCAAUGUUGGUGUCUGUGGAACCUGGAGCUUCUGCAGCCAGAGCAGCCCUCUGUUCGUCUCUUAAACAGAGCAACAAUGACACAGGGGUACAGCAACAAGCAGCGAAGAUGGAGGAAGCAGUAGGUUUGGAUUCCAGCAUUCUUGGGACAGAGAAGAAUGUUACACCAGUGUCUGCAACUAUUACAUGUGGCAGAGAAACCUCUGGAGUGGAUAGGGAUGGCUGUGCUCAAGGAAGUCCAGAGAAAGAAUCCUUCCUUCUGGGACAUGGAGAGAACAGAAAACAGUCCACUCUGCUACAGGGUUUCCAUGAGAAUAAACAGCUUAAGGGUCAUCUGGACCCGUCACUGAGCAGAAUACAAAGUGAAGAGAGCAGCAAGCAGCAUGUGGUCAUUAGAGAGCCCAUAAUCCGUAAAUCAAUCCUGCUGACAUCUCAGUCCAAAGACUCGAAGAAGGUAGCUCGUCAUGUGACUUUUCAGUCUGACCCUGAAGAAGAUACCAUACCUGUGAGCAGCUGGUCCGCGCGUCCGUUCCUGGGCUAUGACUGGAUUGCAGGGCUCCUAGAUACAAACUCUUCAGUAGCAGAAAAAUCUGACCAAUACUUUGCUGAGCUACAUGAGUUCCGACAGGCCAACAAAGAAGUGUGUGUUCAUGAGCAGCACCUGGAGCCCAAGGCUCUGGAUUACAUAGUUCCUGAACAAGAACCAGAUUUGAUAACCAGUUCCCAUAAGUGUGUUUACUGUUACCGAUUAAACCAGCGCCUCUUCACUGUCCCUGUGGAUUCAGAAUCUGCCUGCCCCAUGUGUAAGAUCCCACGUGCUCACCGGCCCCCAGAGACUCUGGAAGAGCCAGCCUAUGUCAGGGUCAGCAUUCCCAGAUCUACCCUUAUGCCUGCCUACAAAUACAAAGCCCAUCGCAGGAAGAGCUUUGAACCAGCGGACAAUCUAGCAUUACCUUCGCAUUGCCUGGCUGGCUGGGAAAAUAUCAUCCCUUCCAGCAACCCCACGCUCAGCAGUUUGGAUCUGCGAGCUUCACUGGAAGAGAAGCCUUCUCACCAUCCUCGCCUGAACUUGGUGUCCAGAGUGUCAGGAGGAACCAGAACUGACCAGCUUCUGAACCUGACCCACGACACACACUUCAGAUUUAGCAGUGCUUCUCAGCAGAGGGAGCAAAACAAACCUGGACACUACAGAGCAGCUCCAAAUUUAAAUCUGCCUGCCUCAACUCUGUGA
Messenger RNA from Leptosomus discolor (cuckoo roller), 1443 nucleotides. Lineage: Eukaryota; Metazoa; Chordata; Aves; Leptosomiformes; Leptosomidae. The record is from RefSeq and is a predicted model, not a curated record.